Molecule: messenger RNA, 1514 nt
Organism: Helianthus annuus (common sunflower)
Lineage: Eukaryota; Viridiplantae; Streptophyta; Magnoliopsida; Asterales; Asteraceae
Product: cyclin-D3-1
Exons: 4
Coding region: 181-1248 (355 amino acids)
Biological process (GO): mitotic cell cycle phase transition; regulation of cyclin-dependent protein serine/threonine kinase activity
Cellular component (GO): nucleus; cytoplasm; cyclin-dependent protein kinase holoenzyme complex
Molecular function (GO): cyclin-dependent protein serine/threonine kinase regulator activity
Source: RefSeq, a predicted model, not a curated record
ACACCCGCUCUGAUACUAUCACUUCCUUUUCCUUUCUGUUUUUUCUGAAACCUUUCAUCUCUCUCUCUCUGAUCGAUACAUAUAGAGAGAGAGAACAGUCUUCUAGAGAGAGAAACACUAAUGGAUGGAUGAAACUUCAUUUCUUUUCUUCUCUUCUCUUCUCUCUAAUCACCAACCCCAAUGGCCAUUUUAUCACCAUAUUCAUCUUCUUUCUUAGACACACUCUUUUGCAAUGAACAACAAGAUCAUGAAUAUGAAGAUGAAUUUACACAAACCACCCUCACAGAUUCAUCUGAUCUCCAUCUACCCCCCCUGGACCAACUAGAUUUGUCAUGGGAACAUGAAGAGCUUGUGUCCUUGUUCACUAAAGAACAAGAGCAGCUAAAACAAACCCCUUGUACUCUCUCUUUUGGCAAAACUAGUCCCUCAGUUUUUGCUGCUCGUAAAGAGGCUGUAGAUUGGAUCCUUAAGGUCAAAAGUUGUUAUGGGUUCACACCUCUUACAGCCAUUUUAGCCAUCAAUUAUCUUGAUAGAUUUCUUUCUAGUCUCCAUUUUCAAGAAGAUAAACCUUGGAUGAUUCAACUUGUUGCUGUUAGUUGUCUCUCUUUAGCUGCUAAAGUUGAAGAAACUCAAGUUCCACUCUUACUAGAUCUUCAAGUAGAGGACACUAAGUACUUGUUUGAGGCUAAAAACAUACAAAAAAUGGAGCUUUUGGUGAUGUCAACUUUGAAAUGGAGGAUGAACCCAGUGACACCAAUCUCAUUUCUUGAUCACAUUGUAAGAAGGCUUGGAUUAACUGAUCAUGUUCAUUGGGAUUUUUUCAAGAAAUGUGAAGCUAUGAUCCUUUGUUUAGUUUCAGAUUCAAGAUUCGUGUGUUAUAAACCAUCCGUAUUGGCCACAGCUACAAUGCUUCAUGUUGUAGAUGAAAUUGAUCCUCCGGAUUGUAUUGACUACAAAAGUCAACUUCUGGAUCUUCUCAAAACCACUAAGGACGACAUAAACGAGUGUUACGAGCUCAUUGUCGAGCUAGCUUACGAUCAUCACAACAAACGAAAACAUGAUGCAAACGAGACAACAACCUAUCCGGUUAGUCCAGCUGGCGUGAUCGAUUUCACUUGUGAUGAAAGUUCAAAUGAGUCAUGGGAACUUAAUGCUCAUCAUUUCCGCGAGCCUUCAUUCAAGAAAACAAGAAUGGAUCAACAAUUCGGGUUCGGGUUUGGUUCACUCAUAAGCUUUAAUCGAGGGUAGUUGUAAACAUGUAAUCCGCAUGCAAGCUAUUAAUCGUACGGUCCACUACUACAUAUAAUCGACCUAUGUGAUUAUAGGUUAAGAUGACCAGUCGUAGGCGUCUUCGAUAUGUCCUUAUGGUUGGUCAAUUUCUCUAUGGUUUUAGGUCGUUUUUAAUGUGAGAUAAAUUAAAUUCGGUAUGUCAAGUCUUUAUCAAGCAAUGGACGUAUAUUUAUUGUUGAUAUUGAGAAUUAAAUUCAUGGGAUAUAUGGAGUGUAACAUAUAAA